GAAGUGUGUGCUCUCACAUGAAAGAAGAAGCUAGCGGACGGGAUUAAACUGUAACGUUUAUGUUCAUAUUCUCUGGGCAAGCGUUCAAACGGGAUGAAGUCCAGCCAAAAUCUGCGCUGCUGUACAUGUUCCUUGGCACAAUGCACAGUGGAGGAGAGCGUUGUCACCGCCAGCUGCUAAAUUCCCGGACGAUAUAAACCUCCAGGCAGCUAUAAAGGUGUGUCGACAACAUACGGUGUACAGCAGCUCCACUGCAGGCCAGUGUGCGUGGUCAUUUGUGUGUGUGUGUGUGUGUGUGUUUAUGGUCGUGUAUGUUAAUGAGUGAGUGGCACAGCAGCUGGGGCUUGUAACGUGAUGCCAAGAUGCUGCUGUCCCUGGGAAUGCUGAUGCUGUCGGCCACGCAGAUUUACACCAUCUUCACUGUUCAGCUCUUCGCCUUCCUCAACCUGCUGCCCGUGGAGGCUGACAUCGCCGCGUACUCAUUCGACAACAAAACAGAGGCCUUCGAGGACCUGCCUGCACGGUUUGGUUAUCGGCUACCCAGCGAUGGACUGAAGGGUUUCCUGAUUGGGGCACGGCCAGAAAAUGCCUGCGAGCCCAUCGAGCCCCCUCCGAGGGACAACCUGACGGGCGCUUUCAUCGUCCUCAUCAAGCGCUUCGACUGCAACUUUGACAUCAAGGUCCUCAAUGCCCAGAAAGCCGGGUACAAGGCAGCCAUUGUUCACAAUGUGGACUCCAAUGACUUAAUCAGCAUGGGAUCCAAUGAUUUGGAUGUCAUGAAGCAGAUAGAUAUCCCCUCUGUGUUUGUGAGCGAGGAAACUGCCAACUCUCUGAAAGAAGACUUCACGUAUGACAAGGGGGGACACGUGGUCCUCAUGCCAGACUUCAGCCUGCCGCUGGAAUACUACCUGAUCCCCUUCCUCAUCAUCGUGGGAAUCUGCCUCAUCCUAAUUGUUGUUUUCAUGAUUACAAAGUUUGUUCAGGAUCGACACCGGGCUCGGAGGAGCCGUCUGCGCAAAGAUCAGCUGAAGAAACUUCCCAUCCACAAGUACAAGAAAGGGGACAACUAUGAUGUGUGCGCCAUCUGCCUGGACGAAUAUGAAGAAGGUGACAAACUCCGAGUCCUUCCGUGUUCUCACGCCUACCACAGUAAGUGUGUGGACCCCUGGCUGACCAAAACUAAGAAGACCUGUCCGGUGUGCAAGCAGAAAGUGGUACCCUCGCACGGCGACUCCGACUCUGACUCGGAUGAAGGGGAGAGCGGCCCCGACGAGAACGAGGAGGCGUCGGAGAGCACCCCACUGCUGCGCUCCCUGGCCUCCACCAGCGCCCACUCCUUUGGCACCAUGUCGGGAGCGUCGCGCUCGGAGCAGGACCAGGAGUCCUCCGACUACGAGGACGACGAGCUGGACAGCAGCGACAGCGAGGAGGAGGUCACCGUGGAGACUGUGGUGGUGCAGAUGCAGCAGCCCUGCUCUGAAGGCCACGAGCACGACCUGCCCCGAGCUUGACUUGACUGCCGGUUGGUCGCUGAAUCCCCGCCCUCCCCGACCUCACAGCUGCAGAGACUUUCGUUGGGGGAGGGGGGGUCACGAAAACAGAUUCAUCUUUAAAGUUUUUCUGUCACUGCUUACAAGACGUUGUAAUGUAUCCUCUUUACAAGUUAAAAAACAAAUCUUAAGUUUUAUUUUUAACAUGAUUUAUGGCGAAAGUGCUGAUUUCCAACUGUGUGACAGAGCGUCAGUAGCAUAUCUUGGGGGCCGACGGCUGAUUUGACUGGAUUAGCGACACUGACGUACAGUAGGCUUUUAUACUGUACUCUAUUUAGUCCUAAUAAAAGGAUGAUACAUGACUGGAAAAGUCCCAGACACAAGAUCACACUUGUUCAGUAAAAGUACUGUGUAUAUAUAAAAGUAUAAAUCACAUUAAGUUACUUCUUCUUUACCUUUGAGUAUCUCCUAUCCUACAUGUUCCAGACGACAAGGACGUUUCAUGACUGUACAUAGAUGUCUGCGCUACACUGACACUCCUAUGCAGCACCCUUUUUGUAAAAAUGAAACUAACAUUCAGCAAGUAUAGAAACAUUUAAAGCCACAGCAAUAUGGUUUUGCCAAUUUAUUUUCUAGCCUGAUGUACGCAGGAGCCUAGGCACUCCUGUCUGUGUCUUGUGCCAUGGUUUAUCUGUUACAACGGUUCACACUAAGACAAACUCAAGCCAAACCAGUUUGAGAAUCACAUUCGAAAGCGAAGAAUGUGCUCUACAUGUGACGCCACGUGAAAAGCGUGGAGGGACACUCGAGUGGAAACGAUGUCCACGCUGCCUGUGGUAAACUUCUUUCGGCUGCUCCGGACCUGUCACUCCAUUUAACACACGCAGUUAUUGGUUGAUGGGCCUUGUAAUACACAUUUAACUGACCUUAUCUCAUUUUAAUACAGUUUAUAGUAAAUAAUCUUUUGUUUUCAUAACAUGGCUUGAUUUUUUUUUUGUUCAUUAAACCUGUUGCCUUUUUCAGUUGAUGUAUUUUGUCUUGUUAGUGUUUUCCUGCUCAUGUAUGUCUCUUCUCAAUAUGAAUUCACUUCAAUAAAAUGACACUUGACGAGGAAAAUUUUCAUGGUGAAUAAUUAAAAUUUACUGUUUUCAUGACACUGAUAAUGUGAUGUAAAAUAGCCUUGUGUCAGCACAUUUUGUCUCAACAUGUAGCCGCAGCGUUCAUCUGAGGCCUUAACAAGAAAACUCCAGUAAACCUGAGCAGUGUAAUGAGCUGAUUAUCUGAUACAAAUCAGCCUGUAUUAGUUGGCAUGGCUCAUUAGUAAGUGGAAAUUACGGGGCCUCUACAUUUCUGUCACUAAUUUCUCUGUUCAAGAGUGCAAUUUUACCCCAAGAUGAGGGUUUUCCGGUGAGGGCGGAGGGUUUUAAGUGCCACCCAUGGACCACAACCUCCCUGGUGAGUGUCUGACAGGAACCUCUGUCACGUCAUUUACUAUUUCUCAAUUUCCUAUUCUUUCAUUUAACACUCUACAACAUAAUUAAAAUGAUAGACUCAAUAAUAAAUGCUAACAGUUGAUGAAGCAGUCUCACCUCAGGGUCUGUUCAGUAGAUUUUCUGGAACUUUCAAUAUCACAUGAUCCUAAAUCAGCAGAUUGUUACACUUGCCAGCUCUCCCGAUUUUCACUGCCCUCUCAAGGUUUCCUCCCAGGGUCACAAUUUCUCGCACGUAUAACCCAAGCCUGCAACUCUGUCCUUUUUUUCACCCAAAAAUACAGUUAAAAAUAGCCUCUAAAAAGUUUCCUAGCAUGACAAGGUAUGUCUGUUUCAAUACUGAGAGGGAAACAUUUGAAAUGGGGGGCUGGGGAUCUUCCGCAUUUUGGUGAUUUUUUUUUUAAUGCUCCAUUUUGUGCAUUUUCUGCAACAAUUUUUGGUGUAAAUUACUUUAAUUUUGUCAGAGUGAAAGUCCUCUGCUACUUUUAAUGUUUUUAAUGUGGUAAGAAGGGGGUUGGGACAAAUGCAUAUUCUAAAUAUUGAGGGGGAGAUGUCCCCGUGUCCACCCCCAAAAUCUACGCUUAUUUUCACAUGGCCCGGAAGAUAGCUGAUGGCACUUUGUGCUCUCCAUCUCUCACAUGCUGGGGACUAAGAGACAGAUAUACUCAAGCAAAUUUUAGACAUCCUGGGAAGAAUAAUUCUCAUUCCUUGAGGAAACAUUUUUAUAAAAGGCACACAUUUUGUAUAAACUACGUUGAUUUUUCCAUUCAGCAUGGAGGUUGCAACUAUUAGUUUAUGCCAGAAGGGUGAAAUCUUUCCUGAGAAUCCAAAGUAUGAUUAAAAGUACUUAAAAUUACGUUAGUGUCCUUAAUUUUCAUUUAAUUUUAAGUGCAGGAAACAAAGUGUGGAGUACCCCCAGACCCUCCACUUUAGUUUCCAAAUCCUCACUAUUUUUUAAGUGUCAAGGUUGACAGGAACGCAGAUGGUUUGCCCGGUUGCCAUGGGAAUGCAGAUGUUCAAAUUACCAUUUUUCUUAUGAAGAUUCUGUCUAUGCAGGCUUUUAAAGUUGAGAUGAUUGAUAGCUUCAGAACAGCUACUUGAAAACCCCUCAGGUUGAGAUUGAUAUAAGGGUGUUUGUAAAUUGAGCUUUAAAGUUCAGUCUUGACAUUAAACAGCUCACAAACUGAAAUAGUUUGUAGUGUUCUUUGUUCUAUGACUCAAAUCAGCUAUAAAUAAAUAAAUGUGACUUUGGGAAUAAUAAGUUUUUGUCCUGAGGCCUGUCUCGUUAAACAGGAUUACUGACGGGGCUGAGAAACUGCACUGCUCUGUAAACCUUCAGAUGGCUCAAAUUAUUACUCAUGCAAACUCGUUGGUGAUCCAGUUUUGAGAAACUUUAACAUUUUGUCUUUAGUUUGAUAAGAAGCCUUAAUCCACGUCGUGAGAAGACUUGCUGUUGGCUUUUUGGAAAGAGCCAGGCGAGCAGUUUGUGCUAAGCUAACCGGCUGCAGCUUCAUGUUCAGCGAACAUACACAAGUAUGGUAUCCAUAUUCUCAUCUGACUCUUGGCAAAAUAUUCCUUUGAAAGAGAGGCAGCGUUCAGUGUGAUAAAGGACAGCAAACAUUGAUCUGGUUGGAAUAAAUUUAUUUGAUCUGUCUGUAAACAAGGUGAUAAAUCAAUUUAUGGCAUUUCUUGGUUUAUGCAUAUGAAAUCAGAUGCAUUAAAGAGACUGUAUCCCAGAUGUAAGAAAAAAAAGUGGUGAGGAAAAAGGAAAUGAACAUAAAUCAGCAAACAGGACUUGAAACAGGUUUUUUUUUUAUGAGUACACAUAUCCCACAAGGCCUAAACAGUGGAGCUGAAGCUAAAAAAAAGAAAAAAAAAGUGCCAAUGAAAUGACUCUUUAGUGGACAGUGGGUAAAAUCCAUCUUACAACAGCAACAGAUCUCUCUAUAUUUAUGGCACAGGAUACACAGGUUCUGCAGUUAAGUUUCAACAAGACAACCAGAAGCGUCUUUGUUCCAACCAAUCCCAUCUCCCAUUGAGUGUCAUUUCUACUUUUGUAAGUGUUUUUUUUUUCAGUUGGACGUUACAGUUAGCAGUACUGAGCGUGGACAGACCAUGUGAUACCCCAGAGCUCAGCUGACUAUAGAGUAAAAGGCAAUUUAUUCCACAGUUUUGUAGUUGUCAACACAGCAUGGGUUUGUACAAAUGCAGUCGUUUCUUUUCUAAACAAUAAAAGAAAAGAAAAAAAAAAAAACAAUGAAGUGAGAAUUUUCUUCAAAUACUCCCACCCUUACCUCCCCUGUAGCUUCAUAUUUUUUUAACCAUGAUAAGUGUUACUGUCUGGUUAGCGUUUUCCUUCAUCAAAAAAGUUAGCGGUCAUCCUUCACAUGUUUUAGAGCAAUUGUAUAAACACCCGAGCUUCGACUACACUUGGUCCUAUAAAAAGAAAAAAAAAAUUAAACUGGACACGCUCCAGAUGGUUAUAUGCUGGGAUAUCUACUGUCCAAAAAUGGCAGCCUUUCAAAAAAAAAGAAAAGAAAAAAAAAAGAAAAGAAAA
Molecule: messenger RNA, 5537 nt
Organism: Epinephelus moara (kelp grouper)
Lineage: Eukaryota; Metazoa; Chordata; Actinopteri; Perciformes; Serranidae
Gene: rnf13
Product: ring finger protein 13
Exons: 10
Coding region: 363-1511 (382 amino acids)
Biological process (GO): ubiquitin-dependent protein catabolic process; protein ubiquitination; positive regulation of DNA-templated transcription
Cellular component (GO): nucleoplasm; cytoplasm
Molecular function (GO): ubiquitin protein ligase activity; zinc ion binding
Source: RefSeq, a predicted model, not a curated record